Trichoderma citrinoviride is the source of this 399-nucleotide messenger RNA. RefSeq lists its product as hypothetical. NCBI's taxonomy places the organism in Eukaryota, Fungi, Ascomycota, Sordariomycetes, Hypocreales, Hypocreaceae. The transcript has a single exon. The record is from RefSeq and is a predicted model, not a curated record. Bases 1 to 399 code for a protein of 132 amino acids.
AUGUCAAGUCGCUCCGCAGAGAAAGAUCGCACCGACUCCGCCGAAGACUACGGCUCCGACUCGGCUACCGAAUCAGUGCCCCCUCCCCAGCCUCGCCGGAGACAACGAACGCAGACGCAGCAGCGACAGCAGCAGCAGCGCGGCGGUCAGACCAACGCCGGGCCGCUGGACCAGCUGCCCGUGGGCGGCGAGCUGGGCCAGGUCGGGCAGACGGCCAACGGGGUGCUGGGCGGCGUCACGAACACGCUGGGCAGCGUCACGAACAAUGCCGUGGACAACCAGGAGAAGGGCGAUGGCGGCAAGAGCGACACGUUGAGGUUGCGGCUGGAUCUGAACUUGGAUAUUGAGAUUCAGCUCAAGGCCAAGAUCCAUGGUGAUUUGGAGCUGGCGUUGCUGUAA